AUGAGAAAGACAGACCUAGAAGAUAUUCGAAGAGUUUAUGAAAAGUAUGGGGAGGUUCUUGACGUAGAUAAAAUAAAGAACGGAGCAAAACAUAUUUUCAAAUAUGUUAUGGAUAUUCCUGGAUCUUUGCUUGACUAUCCAAAAGUAAGGCAUCUUCGUUUCUUGGCAAAAGAAAAGAUCAGCCAGAUUGUAAGCGAGAUAAGAAGUCAGCAUAAUGAAGGAGACAUAGAUUCAAAAAGAACAUUGGAGUGGAUUUCAGCCAUUAAAAAUAUUAGAAAGGUCCACUCUGCAAUUGUAGGAUAUGAGUCUGCUCGUAUAGCAUACUGGAGAAAGAUCAGCGUGAUAUGUGCUAGAGAAUUGAAAAGAGGGCUUUCCAAGACAUCCAGAACCAAUCCUAUACUUAAGUCAAAGAAAAUAUACAAAGAACUAUUUGGACACAUAAAGAAAACCGAAAGAAGCAUGAAGGACAAGUCGAAGAGAGCAGAGAAGGAGGAAAUGGAAAGGAAGAAGAAGGAGAUGGAAGAAAAAGAGGAACUUCGGCAGAAAAGAAAGUUUGAGUAUCUCCUGAGCCAGACAGAACUUUUUUCUCAUUUCAUAUUGAAGAAGAGUAAAUGCGAUGUUUCAAAUACAGAAGGAGAAGGGACUGAAGAAUAUAAUAGCAUGAAGGGAUACAAGGCAGCCAUGCUUCAAAAGGAAAAGGUAAAAGAGUUUGAAAUGGGCAAGCAAGGAAAGAAAUUCAAGAGCGGAGAAGAAGUUGGAGAAGUAGCAUCUCGAUAUGUAUCUCAGCCAAGUAUCUUAAAGUGUGUUCUGAAGGAGUAUCAAUUGAAAGGAUUAAACUGGCUUGUUAGUCUGUACGAUAAAGGAAUCAAUGGAAUCCUUGCAGAUGAUAUGGGCCUUGGAAAAACAGUCCAAUCGAUUUCGCUGUUAGCUUAUCUUUAUGAGACAGAGGAGAUCCCGGGGCCAUUCCUUGUUGUAACCAUUUCUUCAACACUCGACAACUGGGCUCAGGAAUUUUCAAGAUUCCUUCCUAGCUUUAAGGUAUGCCGUUUUUCAGGAUCUCCAAGUGAAAGAAAGGAGCUGAAGAAGCAAUUCAAGAAUUCGGACGUUGUUAUUACUACAUACCAAACAGCAGUUAGCGAUGAGAAGAUGUUGAAAAAGAUCAAAUGGCAGUAUAUGAUUCUUGACGAAGCACAAGCCAUCAAAAGUAGUAUGUCGAGGAGGUGGAAAACUCUUCUGAGUUUCAAGGCAAGGAAUAGGCUUCUUUUGACAGGAACACCGAUACAAAACUCUAUGCAAGAGUUAUGGGCUCUUCUCCAUUUUAUAAUGCCUACUUUGUUUGACUCUCUUAGUGAGUUCAGUGACUGGUUUAGCAAGGAGAUAGAAACUUCGGCAACUAUGAAAAAGACUGUUGAUGAAAAGUCUUUACAAAGACUUCAUACUAUUCUAAAGCCAUUUAUGCUCCGAAGACACAAAUCCGAUGUUAUUCAUGAACUAGGGCAAAAGACGCAAAUUGAUCUAUAUUGCAACCUGAGCUAUAGGCAAAGAGUACUAUAUAAGGAAAUAACUAAAUCUUGCUCAAGUAUGGAGAUGGAGAAUCUGCUUAUGCAAUUGAAGAAGGUUUGCAACCAUCCAGAUCUGUUCAAGAAAUUGGAGCCGACUUGUGGAUUGAGCCUUGAAAUUAGUGAUGGAGUAGGCGAUACUAUUUCGUUUGGUAGAAGUAAGCUAGACAUAAAAAUUCCCAGUCUUAUCGCAAAGGAUGCACUUGAGGUGUUCCAUAGAAGGGAACAGGAAUUAAUUGAAAGAAUCAAUGCACUGGAGAAGAUUGCUUAUGGAAGGGGAUUCUGGGGAUGGUAUUUAGAGAACAGCUUAGACUUCAAAUAUAAGGGCCGUAUUUUUAGAAGUGUUAAAGAGGUUGGUAAAUCUAUAUUGAGGAAUUUCGAGAAUUUAGAUUCCAACAAGUUAUUAGAGAGCCUGAAAAGAUUAAUGAAUGAGGAAAUGUACUGCUUAAAAAGAUAUGCUUGCUGCAUAAGUCCGGUUGUUGCUACAGUACCUAGGUUGAUUUCUAAUGAAGUGGAGCUCCCGGGUAUAUAUUUGGAAGAUGUGCACAUUCCACUUAACACAACCAUCCACGUCCCUCCACUCAAUACUUUCAUUAGCGACAGCGGAAAAAUGAUAAUUUUGGAUGAAUUAUUACCGAGACUUAAAGCUGAGGGCCAUAGAUUAUUGAUAUACUUCCAAAUGACACGGAUGAUAGACCUUAUAGAAGAUUAUCUUGUGAAGAAGGGAUACACAUACCUGAGACUGGAUGGGAGUCUGAAAGCUUCGGCCCGGGCGGACGUGAUCCGAGAUUGGCAAACAAAUGACAAAUUUAUUUUUCUAUUAAGUACCCGUGCUGGAGGACUAGGUAUUAAUUUAACUGCUGCAGAUACAGUUAUUUUCUACGACAGCGAUUGGAAUCCCACUGCUGAUCAACAAGCAAUGGAUAGAGCACAUAGACUGGGGCAAACAAGAGAUGUAACGGUGUAUAGGCUUAUUACAAGGGGAACGGUUGAGGAAAAGGUUCUAGAAAGUGCCAACAGAAAAGACGAGAUACAGAAAAUGGUUAUUCAUGGAAACAUAUUUGAAGGAGAGAACUUUUGA
Encephalitozoon intestinalis ATCC 50506 is the source of this 2640-nucleotide messenger RNA. RefSeq names its product putative transcriptional activator. Gene Ontology annotation, molecular function: ATP binding; ATP hydrolysis activity; histone binding. The record is from RefSeq and is a predicted model, not a curated record. The coding region runs from base 1 to 2640 and encodes 879 amino acids. The transcript has a single exon. Gene Ontology annotation, biological process: DNA repair. NCBI's taxonomy places the organism in Eukaryota, Fungi, Microsporidia, Unikaryonidae. Gene Ontology annotation, cellular component: Ino80 complex.